CGCUAUUUCCCGCCUCCACGCACCAUUCCCAGCAGCCUGUCUACCCCAUCAAAGAGGACAGAGUCCCUCAACGCCAACCACCACCCUUCUUGUCCUCCAUCGCUCUCUACCUCUACCUCCUACCUCUACCUCUAUCUUCACCUCUCCCACCCGCGCAAAAACAUUGGACGCGACAGGAUGGCCAAGCCGACGACCCUCGCCGAGUUCGAGUCCGUCUUUCCCCGGCUCGAGGGGGACCUCAUAGCCUGGGUGAAGGAGUACAACCUUCCCCAGGAGCAGCUGGACUGGUUCAAGAAGUCGCUGGAGACUAACACGCUCGGUGGAAAAUGCAAUCGCGGCAUGUCCGUCCCCGACUCCGUCUCUCUCCUCCUCGGCAAGGCCUUGUCCGAGGAGGAGUACUUCCAGGCUGCCACGCUAGGCUGGCUGAUCGAGCUGCUCCAGGCCUUCUUCCUCGUCUCCGACGACAUGAUGGACAGCAGCAUCACCCGCCGCGGGAAGCCGUGCUGGUACCGCCAGGAGGGCGUGGGCUUGGUUGCCAUCAACGACUCCUUCAUGCUCGAGUCUUCCAUUUACGUGCUGCUGAAGAAGCACUUCCGGAGCCACCCCGCCUACAUCGACAUGGUCGAGCUGUUCCACGACAUCACGAUGCAGACGGAACUCGGCCAGCUGUGCGACCUCCUCACCGCGCCCGAGGACAGGGUCAACCUCAACAGCUUCAGCCUGGAAAAGUAUAGCUUCAUCGUCAUCUACAAGACCGCGUACUACAGCUUCUACCUCCCCGUCGCCCUCGCCCUGCACCUGCUCAACAUCGCGACGCCGGAGAACUUGAAGUCGGCGCGGGAGAUCCUCAUCCCGAUGGGCGAGUACUUCCAGAUCCAGGACGACUACCUGGACAACUUCGGCCUGCCCGAGCACAUCGGCAAGGUCGGUACCGAUAUCCAGGACAACAAGUGCUCGUGGCUCGUCAACCAGGCUCUGCGGCUGGCCACGCCGGCGCAGCGCAAGGUGCUCGAGGACCACUACGGCAGGAAGGACGCGGCUCACGAGGCCGAGGUCAAGAAGCUCUACGACGAGUUGAAGCUCGAGAAACUCUACCAGGACUACGAGGAGAAGACCGUCGGCGAGAUCCGACAACUGAUCUCCCAAAUAGACGAGAGCGCGGGGCUGAAAAAGAGCAUCUUCGAGGCUUUCCUGCAGAAGAUCUACAAGAGAAGCAAGUAAAGAGGACGGAAGAAUGUGGGGUCAGAAAGGCGGAAGCGGGCAGGCAGACAACUAAAGCUCAGCACGCAGUAGAAGUACAGCCAAACCGUCAAUUUGGAGUCACGUAAUUGCAAUAGGCCCUGUGAUUUCAGAGAGACAGGAGUCAACCGUACCGAUCCCAGAAUAGAAAAGUAGGC
Messenger RNA from Durotheca rogersii, 1397 nucleotides. Its product is annotated as terpenoid synthase. Gene Ontology annotation, molecular function: (2E,6E)-farnesyl diphosphate synthase activity; dimethylallyltranstransferase activity. The coding region runs from base 178 to 1221 and encodes 347 amino acids. Gene Ontology annotation, biological process: trans, trans-farnesyl diphosphate biosynthetic process. NCBI's taxonomy places the organism in Eukaryota, Fungi, Ascomycota, Sordariomycetes, Xylariales, Xylariaceae. The transcript has 3 exons. Gene Ontology annotation, cellular component: cytoplasm. The record is from RefSeq and is a predicted model, not a curated record.